This is a messenger RNA of Sinocyclocheilus rhinocerous, 885 nucleotides long. RefSeq lists its product as uncharacterized. Lineage: Eukaryota; Metazoa; Chordata; Actinopteri; Cypriniformes; Cyprinidae. The record is from RefSeq and is a predicted model, not a curated record. The coding region runs from base 1 to 885 and encodes 294 amino acids. Gene Ontology annotation, biological process: negative regulation of T cell proliferation; T cell costimulation; positive regulation of T cell proliferation. Gene Ontology annotation, cellular component: external side of plasma membrane. The transcript is spliced from 5 exons.
AUGCAUAUUCUUGGGACUACUUUCUUUUUUAUUAUAGCCCUCAAGGUCUGUCUAGGUUUCUACCUUCAGACGUCGGAGGUCCAGGCGUAUGUUGGAGAAAGCGUGAUCUUGCCCUGCGAUGGUUCAGGGUUCCCUGUGGAGGAGCUGCAUGUUCACUGGGAGGCGAUGGGCAAAGACGUGAUCUCUCUGCGAGGAGACGUUGUCACGGUCGGGAGAGGGUUCGAAGACCGGGUGAACUUCCUCAGCGAUCCAGCAGAGUCUGAGGACUUUUCCCUCAUUCUGUCAGACGUGAUGCUGAACGAUGGAGAGAUAUACGAAUGUCUCUGGGAGGGAACAAAACCCAUUUGCUCUGUGCUACUACAAGUGUCCACACCAGCGGAUCUCACCGAUCAUGUUGAAGUGUUUGAAGGCGAGGAUAUCACUUUGGAGUGCUUUGGAAAUAUCCCUAAAAACAAACCAUGGGAAGACAUUUACAUCCAGUGGCUGAAGGAUGAGAGAGAAAUCCUGCGCUUGAGCUCUGGAAAGAUGGACGUCAGUAUUGAUUACAGUGUCCUGAGGUUACCGGCCAAACACGACAUCAGUCGCGGUCUCUUCUCGCUGAGCAUCCCGUCAGUCAGUGUUGUCGACCGGGGCGUUUAUCAGUGCCGUUACAAGAGCACCGACUACGAGGCGCCGCGGAGCGGAUUCCCGGAGACACACACGCUCACGGUCCGGGCUCCACUUCUAGUGACGGAUAUGUCAGUCACGGAGACAGGCGCCAAUUCUGGUCAACCUCUGGAGCUCUUGUGGGAUGAGGUUCCCUGGAUCCGCAUCGGUCUCAUCAGCGGGGUUCUGCUCGUUACUGCUGUCGUUCUGGGUUUAUUGCUGGUAUUUGGAAGAAUCUGA